AAUCGACCGAAGUAGGUAGCUAAACAUGUUGUUUUGUGCCAUUUUCUAGAUAGUAAAAUUUUAUAAUAAGAUUUAUAAUAGUAGGCUACACCGCUACAUUAUUUAUCGCAAAAAAAAAAAAAAAAGUCUAUAAGCUUCAGAGUUCAGACAUUAGCAAAGACAAAGAACUUUAGACUCAAAAUAAGAUGACGAAAUCUCUCUCCAAAACAAAUUGAAAAAUCAAAGAAAAAACACCCUACAAAAAAAAAAACCACAGGAAACAGGGGUAAAUUUGGCAAAAACAAAUUCUCAACUCACGCACACUUGCAAUUGUAUUGUUGCCCUCUUCUUCUUCAAACCCAAAUUAUUUGUUCGUCCCCUUUUCUUCUUCUUCUUUCUCUCUCUUCCCCUGCAUCCAAAUUUACUGCACUUCACCCUAACCUGCUAUUUUUAUUUUCAAUUUUUUCCAUCCAAAUCGAAUUAAAAGGAUGAUUUUUCCUUUUAAUUCACGUAAUUAUACCUAAUUUAUCCAUUUUUGUCCUCUUCAAUUUAGUUUAAUUUCUGGGCUUUGGUUGUAUUUUUCCUGGUUUUCUCGAUUAAAGGUCCACCAGGAAGGGCAGGAACUGACCGGCCUUUUGUGUAGUCGUGGUGGACUUGCUCAAUAAAGAGAGAGAAAAUGGGCAGCACAUUCAACCCUCAGAUUUUAGUAGAGAAAUUGACAAAGCUUAAUAAUUCUCAACAGAGCAUAGAGACUCUAUCUCAUUGGUGUAUUUUUCACAUGAAUAAAGCAAAAUUAGUGGUUGAAACCUGGGACCGACAAUUUCAUAGCUCUCCACUGGAGCAAAGGUUGGCCUUUUUGUAUCUUGCGAAUGAUAUCUUGCAGAAUAGUCGGAGAAAGGGUGCUGAGUUCGUAGCUGAAUUUUGGAGAGUCCUUCCUGAAGCACUUCGUGAUGUUAUACGCAAUGGGGAUGAGUUUGCAAAAAAUGCAGCUCGUAGACUGAUUAGUAUAUGGGACGAAAGGAAAGUGUUCGGCUCAAGAGGGCACAUCUUGAAGGAAGAGUUUAUGGGCAGGCAACCAGAAAACAAUGUUAAUAAAAGUGGGAAGCAACUCAGCUUCAAAUUUUCUAUUGGAAACAUGUUAGAUAAAAUAGUUUCAGAUUUUGAAACGAUUUAUGGGGGUCAAUUGGAUGAAGAUGCCUUACUGAGUAGAUGUACAAAUACCAUUAGCUGUUUGGAGAAACUUAUAAAGGAUAUUGGCAGCGGGAUUAAAUCAGGUAAAUUCAGCGGAGCUGAAUUGCAAGGACAGCAUGUUGCGUUGAGGGAAUGCAUUGAGCAGCUGACAACACUUGAAGCUUCAAGGGCAAGUCUUGUAUCGCAUUUGAAAGAUGCUCUUCAAGAGCAGGAAAUAAAACUGGAUCAAGUGCGUAGUCAGCUCCAAGCUGCUCAAUUGCAAUCGGAUCAAGCCGUUAUUGUUAGUCGACAGUUUGUGAGCUCUGACAGCAACAUGACAAUGGAGGAACAGGGUAUGAAAGAUGUUCAUGCUUCCUCUGCACCACCUGGUUUUACUUCUGGGGACAGGCAACCAAAUCCUGUUGUAUACACCAGACAAGUCCCUUUACCUGACAAGUCUGUUACGUCUGCUGAGGACGACUCUCGUAAAUCUGCAGCUGCCGCAGUGGCAGCUAAGCUUACUGCUUCUACUGCUUCAGCUGAGAUGCUUAGUCACGUCCUUACUUCUUUGGUGUCAGGUGUUGCUUUUGGCAACUCCACAGAUUCCUCUAGUGAUCCCCAACAUUCUGAUAAGAGACCCAAACUUGAGAAUGAGGCAACUUCUUAUACACCAGCACCCCCGCUGCUGCCACCCCCUCAAAAUCAGCAACCACCGCCACCGUUGCCACCCUUCCCCCAUCCUGAAUCCCUGCAACAUAAUCCACAAUCAACAGCUGGUGAGAAGCCGCCCCCACCAUCCUCUUCCCCUCCGCCUCUUCCCCCUUUGCCACCGAUGCCAUUAUAUCCAAUGCAGCCUCAGUUUAUUCAGACUGCUGGAUCAAUGUCUAAUGUGGCUUACAGCUACGGGGCAACCCCGCAGCCACCCCCUAUGUCUGGAUACCCUUCUGUUGGGGCCGCGGUCACAGGUAUGUCUCCUUAUGCAGCUCCUCAGGGUAACCCGUAUCAGCCUUAUCCAGGAUCUGAAAGCGGGUUCUAUAGUCCUUCGUCAUCUGUGCCUAUGGCCCCAAUUUCACGUCAACAGACUUUGUAGUUUCAUAAAUUGAGCUGGUUGAAUGUAGGGUGGUGGAAGAUUUGAAUAGCUUUGUUCCUUUGUAGAAACCUUUUGUGCGAUUUGUAUCAUUUGAGGUUAUACACUGCAUAGUUAGAAUUUGCACAUAGCAGCGCCCUAAACUAUUUGUAACUUGUAGGCUUUUACAAAUUAAAAUUACUGAUUUGGAGAGUUUCACAUUAUGCUUUGGUUGUAUGUUGUUCUCAUUUGGUUAUUUUACCAUCAUUGAUAUGAUAUUUAGUGAGGUUAACUAACAGUCA
Molecule: messenger RNA, 2517 nt
Organism: Chenopodium quinoa (quinoa)
Lineage: Eukaryota; Viridiplantae; Streptophyta; Magnoliopsida; Caryophyllales; Amaranthaceae
Product: UPF0400 protein C337.03-like
Exons: 8
Coding region: 656-2239 (527 amino acids)
Biological process (GO): mRNA 3'-end processing
Cellular component (GO): RNA polymerase II, holoenzyme
Molecular function (GO): RNA polymerase II complex binding
Source: RefSeq, a predicted model, not a curated record